Lontra canadensis (Northern American river otter) is the source of this 1445-nucleotide messenger RNA. It is a transcript of the gene SYT5, whose product is annotated as synaptotagmin 5. Lineage: Eukaryota; Metazoa; Chordata; Mammalia; Carnivora; Mustelidae. The record is from RefSeq and is a predicted model, not a curated record. The transcript is spliced from 9 exons. The coding region runs from base 196 to 1332 and encodes 378 amino acids. Gene Ontology annotation, cellular component: axon; synaptic vesicle membrane; dense core granule. Gene Ontology annotation, molecular function: syntaxin binding; phosphatidylserine binding; calcium-dependent phospholipid binding. Gene Ontology annotation, biological process: regulation of dopamine secretion; regulation of calcium ion-dependent exocytosis; calcium ion-regulated exocytosis of neurotransmitter.
GGAGCCGGCUCCGCUCUGCCGCGCCCCCACCCCACCAAGCGGGGCGAUCAGCACCGAGGACAGCGCCACCCGCCCGCGUGCGGGGGCGGGGUCCGGGAGGGGCAGGCGCCUAGGUGUCUCCUGCGAGGGUCCAGUCCAGCCGCCGAGCAGGGCUCUUGAGUGUCUCCGCAGAAAGGACCGUAAGACCCCGCCGUCAUGUUCUCGGAGCCUCCAACCCCAGGGCCUCCACCGCCCGACGCGCCUCCUGACUCUCCGAGUCGCAUCGGCCCUGCCCCGGUACCCCCCUGGGCCCUGGCCGCAAUCGUUCUGGUCUCAGGCCUCCUCGUGUUCGGCUGCUGUUUCUGUGUCUACCGGAAGCGUUGUCGGAGGCGGUUGGGCAAGAAGAGCCAGGCCCAAGCCCAGGUCCACCUUCAGGAAGUGAAGGAGCUGGGCCGGAGUUACAUAGACAAGGUGCAGCCAGAAGUGGAGGAGCUGGAGCCAGCACCAUCUGGGCCAGGGUCGCAGGUGGCUGAGAAGCAUGAGCUCGGACGACUGCAGUACUCACUGGAUUAUGAUUUCCAGAGCGGCCAGCUGCUGGUGGGCAUCGUGCAAGCUGAGGGAUUGGCAGCCUUGGACCUGGGGGGCUCCUCCGACCCCUACGUGCGGGUCUACCUGCUGCCAGACAAGCGGAGGCGGCAUGAGACCAAGGUGCAUCGGCAGACACUGAACCCACACUUUGGGGAGAACUUUGCCUUCAAGGUCCCCUACGUGGAGCUGGGGGGCAGGGUACUGGUCAUGGCGGUGUACGACUUUGAUCGCUUCUCCCGCAACGAUGCCAUUGGGGAGGUGCGGGUGCCCAUGAGCUCCGUGGACCUGGGGCGGCCAGUGCUGGCCUGGCGCGAGCUGCAGGCUGCUCCGCGGGAGGAGCAGGAGAAACUCGGUGACAUCUGCUUCUCCCUCCGCUACGUCCCCACGGCCGGGAAGCUCACGGUCAUCGUCCUGGAGGCUAAGAACCUGAAGAAGAUGGACGUGGGAGGACUCUCAGAUCCGUACGUCAAGGUCCACCUGCUGCAGGGCGGCAAGAAGGUGCGGAAGAAGAAAACGACCAUCAAGAAGAACACUCUGAACCCCUAUUACAACGAGGCCUUCAGUUUCGAGGUGCCCUGUGACCAGGUGCAGAAGGUCCAGGUGGAGCUGACCGUGCUGGACUAUGACAAGCUGGGCAAGAAUGAGGCCAUCGGGAGGGUGGCUGUCGGGGCAGCGGUGGGGGGGGCUGGCCUUCGGCACUGGGCAGACAUGCUGGCCAGCCCCCGGCGGCCCAUUGCCCAGUGGCACUCGCUGCGGCCCCCCUGACCGAGUGAGGCCGCUGCCUGCCCCUGAUCCCCACCUCAAGCCCCUUGCCAAGCCUGGGCUCGGCCCCUGACCUCAGACUCCUGGCCAAAACCACACCCAGGCCCACCUUUAAG